Cimex lectularius (bed bug) is the source of this 13984-nucleotide messenger RNA. It is a transcript of the gene kl-2, whose product is annotated as dynein heavy chain 2, axonemal. Gene Ontology annotation, biological process: microtubule-based movement. Gene Ontology annotation, cellular component: dynein complex. The transcript is spliced from 87 exons. Gene Ontology annotation, molecular function: ATP binding; dynein light intermediate chain binding; dynein intermediate chain binding. The record is from RefSeq and is a predicted model, not a curated record. NCBI's taxonomy places the organism in Eukaryota, Metazoa, Arthropoda, Insecta, Hemiptera, Cimicidae. The coding region runs from base 157 to 13794 and encodes 4545 amino acids.
GAAUAAUAAUUUAUUACAUUUGGCAUGUGAGAAAAUAUGUUUCGUUGUUACGGGCAACAGUCACUGUUUUAACUUCAUUCUUGAUCAUUUCGCUUGUUGACAUUGUUCUAGUUAUCACACUUAGGCCAACAAUUUUAGAAUAAUUUAAAGUUCGAAAUGUCUCCACCUAAAAAGAAGGCAAAGGCUGCAGCUCAUUCAGCGCCACUGGACAGGAGGCCAUCUUCCAGGAAGUCUCAGGUUCUUCAGACUAAGACGCCGACCGUUUCACAGACUGCAGACUCAAACAUGACAGACAAUUUCAUGCCCUUUUCAGAAUUGUCAACUGAGCCAAUUUUUGAGGAAGAGAUGGUUGAGGAAGAAGAAAUCCGAUAUAAACCUGGAGAACUUUGCUUACUAAUACAGGGCUUAACGGCACUAUUUGACCUCGAAGAGAAAGACUGGACACCAAGAGUAUUCAGAAUUAUAGAGAAAUUUAUCAGAAAACAAGAAGCAAAAUUGCUCACAAUAUAUUUUGAUGAAAACACGCUGAGAGCUUCCCUCGGAUUCCCUCAGUGUCGUUAUUUAGACUUACAAUAUUUUUUCAAAACUCAAUCUGUUUAUGAACUUACUGGUGAAAACUUCAGAGAAAAUGUUGUUUGGGGAACGUUGGACUCUAACCCAGAACAGUGCAUGUACACCAUACUAGAAAGAGUUUACGCACCCCUGAUGUUCAACCUAAAGGGCUGGCCAAGAAACAUAAAGGACAAAUUGUGCAGUGAAGUGACAAAUUUUUUAUCAGACUUAGCCGAAUUACGUUACAACAUGUUAGGUCUUACCGGAUUGUACAUUCCGAUUGAAGCUUCCCAUUUACCACCGGAGGAAGCUGCUCAGGACACUGCUUUAGUAACAAGAAUGGAUUCUGUGGUGUUGAAAUGGAUAACACAAGUAAGGGCCACGAUAUACGACAUGAAUGAAGCAUCACCCAUGGAUGCGACUAUACCAAUUGAAGAGUACCAAUAUUGGAAACUGAGAUUGGAAAAUCUUUGUGGAUUAUGGAAACAAUUGAAAGAUCCACAUCUUGGUCACAUCUGCAGAAUUUUAAUUGCAGCACAGUCACCCUAUAUAAAACAAUUUUUGUACUUGAUUGCAGAAUUAAAAGAAGCGAUCAUAAAAGCUAGAAGUUGUGUCCAGUAUCUUCACCUUCUUGUUGCACCAUGCAGACAACUGGCAAGAGUGCAAGAGCCACAAGACAUAACGCCUCUUAUCCCAAAAAUAUUAUUCAUUAUUAGAUAUAUCUGGGUCAAUUCUGAAUAUUAUAAUACAAAUGAGCAACUUUUAUCUCAGUGCAUAGCUCUCAGCAACCAAAUUGUCACACUGUGUCAAAGCACAUUGGAUUUAAAAGUUGUUUUUGAAGGAAAACCCAAACAGGGAAUAGCAAUGUUUAAAAAUGCCAUCGAUUGUUGCACCAAUUAUAAAUUGUUGUACGAUAGAGCAAUUGAACUUCAUAAUAAAAACCACCCAAAACCUUGGAUUAUUGAUAAAGAAAAAGUUUUCAAUCAGGUUGAUACAAUUAUGCAAAGAUGUGUAGAUAUGGUGGAAAUUUGUCAAACUAUGACAAUUUUCGGAAGAAUUGAUGAAAGCUGUGAAGUGCCUAAGCCGCAGUUUGGCUGGACAAGAGCAUCCGAAUUUGAAACUAUUGUUGAUAAAAUAGAAAACCAGUACACAAUUCUUUUCCACGACAUCCAAAGAGUUCAGGACUCUCUUCUUCAGCUAAAUUCAAAUGAUUGGCCAACAUGCAUGGCAUUAUUCAGAGAAGGGAUGAGAGAAAUAGAAGUUAUAAUUGAAAAUUUAAUGGAGUGUGUAUUUGAAACAGUUCGUAAUGUUGAAGAAGGAUUAGAAGCUCUUCAGAUUUUAUAUCAAUAUUCAAAACGGCCAAAUUUGUAUGCUCUUUUUGAAAGGCAAACUACCUAUAUAUACAAAAUGUUUUUAAAAGAAGUAGUUGAAACAAAACAUGAAUGCAUAAAUGAAAAACGUUCUCAUUUAAGGGGUACCCCAAGAUAUGGUGGAAGGGCAAUGAUUGCUCACCAGAAAAGAAAAAGAUUGGGUGCCAUAUACAAACUUUUAGAAAGGGCUGAUUGGUUGCCAGAAAGUCCAAUAGAAGACGAAGUACGAGAAACGUUUUUCUCUCUUGAUGAAACUUUAAAAGGAACUGUUACUGCAUUAUUUGCUAAAUGGCUAUCCACACUACCACCAGAGUUUGAAACUCGUCUACAAAUCCCUCUUUUAUACAGUGAUUCAGGAUCUGUUAGUGUGAUCCAUUCAAAUGUAGACAGAUUGCUUUUGGAGACAGGGAAGGAAUAUCAAUACUGGCAAAACAUUGGAAAGGAAAUUCCACCAGAUGUUAGUAAAUUCAUGCUUAUUUACAAUGAUCUGGCAUUUUUAAACAAACAGAUAGAAUCGCUAUGUACAGAAAAUAACAAACUAUUUGCCUCAUUAUCCAACUGUGAGAAACUACUUUUUAAAGAGCAUUUGAAAAAUUUAGAGAAACAACUUUCAACAGGAUUCUCAGAUAAAACGACUUGGGCAAUGGAAUCAUCUUUUGGCUUUGUUAAUGAAUCUGCGACAUUUGUGUCAAAGCUUCAAGAGUUUAUUGAUGAAUUUAAAGCUAGCAAUUUGGAAAUUUUAAAUAUAUGCAAUCAAAUUGCAUGCACUAAUCUUGCUUCUUUUCCAAUGUCUGUUGAAUACGAUCUUGAAGAUUUUGUAUCCCAACUAAAGACUGAGCAUGAAAAAGCUAUUGCAAUACUCUCAGCAAAAUAUAAAGAAAUAUUUAGUUUCCUGCUUGUAGUGUAUGAUGGAUUUUCAUCGCAUUUAUCAAAAAUGAGAGCACAUUGGGUGAAAUACAUCGAGAGAAUAGAUGCUUUGAUUGAACUUUCAUUUAGAAUGUGCAUUCGAAGGUCUUUAGAAUAUGUUUACAGCCAUUUCAAAUCUGAACAAAAGAGUGGAAGGAGCUUCUUUAUAAGACUCUGUAUCAGUCUUAAAAAUCGCAAAAUUGUAUUUGCCCCUUCUGUCCUUUCGAUUGCAUUUGCCAUAAAGGAUGUCUUUUUAAUAUUUGUAACAGGUUUAGAAGUAUUUCCAAGGCUCUAUGAUCGGUUUUCAAUCAAACAAAAAGCUAAAAUUCCACCAUAUGCAGCCUCCAUAAUAAGAGACCAAGUGUGCCAGAGAUUGUACUCAGAAAUGGAAGAUGAAAUAUUCAGUGCAUACAUAGAUCUUCAGAAUUAUCUGGCUUCAUGGUUGGAAUAUAAAGGUGUUUGGGAAAUUGAUAAAGAUCACUUCAUAAUGAGAUAUGAAAGACGAAAUCCUUCUUGUGAAACUAUUUCAGCAGAUAUUAAUAAGUAUUUUAAUUUGGCUGAUGAAGUAAAUGAUAUUGAGCCGCUUAGUUUUGUCCAUUUCUUUUAUAUAAAUGCAUUUGAACUUAAGGAUAAACUGAUUAAGCACUGUGCAGUCUGGCACAAAAGACUGACUUAUUUACUUAUGAAACUGACAGCUAAGCAAAUAGAAGCAAUUUACAAAUACUGUACAGAGAAUGUGAAACAGCUUGUAAUCGAACCAACAAGUCUUGAUCAAUUGCCUAUAAGAAUGAUAUUGUACAGAACACUGAGAGCUGAUGUUUCAGAAAAAGAAAAACUGUUUCCCCUCAUUCAAGAACAGUUAAGCAUGCUGCUAUGGUUCAAGGAUGAUGUUCCCAUGAAAUUGCUUGAACGACAGUAUGGCCUUGCAUCUCUAUGGGCCAACUACUUACUUGUCUUAAAUAAAACACAUGAAAUGCUUGAUUCAGCACAGGAUAAAUUUAAAGGUGAAAUUAUUGAAAACGCUGCAGAUUUUAAAACUGAAAAUAGCAAUUUACUUGCCAAAUUUAUGGCCAAUGGACCAUUUACUGAUGAUUGGACAACUAAAAAUGCAUUUGCCUGUUUGAAAGAUUACAGGAAUGAGUAUAACAUUCAGAAAAAGCAAGAAGAAGAAGUCAAAAUGAAGUUGGGGUUGUUCAAUAUAGCAUUCACACCAUCCCCUUCAUUGCCAAUAUUGAAUAAUGAACUCAAUACCUUAAUGAAUAUUUGGACUUGUGUUGAUCAGUGGAAUAAAGCUUGGAACCACUUUAAACAAGAUUUGUUUUGGAGUAUUAACCCUACUGAAAUGGAUUUAACAGCAAAUACUUUGCUCAGGAAGUUUAAUGACUUUUUCAAAGAGCAUAAAGGAAAAGGAUGGACUAUAAUUGACAAUACAAAACAGAAAAUUGAAACAAUAAAAAAAGUUUUACCCUUAAUUAAUGAUCUGAAAAACCCAGCUUUACUUCCUAGGCACUGGAAUGAUAUCAAAGAAUUAAUAGGACGGGAUUUUGAUGAGACAGACGAAAACUUUACAUUAGAACUUGUAAUUGAACUAAAUAUGCAAAAUUUUGCAGAAGCAAUUAGCGAAAUAUCAAGUUCUGCAUCUAUGGAAGCUAAUAUUGGCAAUACAUUGAAAGGCAUAGAAAACGCCUGGAAAACAAUUGAACUUGACUUUCUGCCGUUCAAAGACAAAGGAAUCUACAGAUUGAGAGGCGUUGAUAAUGUCUUUGCAACACUUGAUGAACAUCAGACUGCUCUCAGUGGAAUGAAAGGGACAAGAUAUGUGAGACCAUACUUAGAGGAGGUAGAAUACUGGGAAAAAAAUUUGACACUUGUCCAAGAGGUUUUAGAGACAAUGCUCAUUGUUCAAAAAGAAUAUCUUUAUUUAGAAAACAUCUUCUCGGGAGAAGAUAUAAGAAAACAACUACCAAAAGAAUCUGACUUAUUUGAUAGAAUUACCUUUGACUGGAAAGGAAUAACUAAGCACAUGUACGAUGACAAAUAUGCUUUUAUGGCUACUCAUUAUCCAGGAUUACUUAAGAAAUUAUCGAAGCUUAUUAAUGGGUUAGAGCACAUACAAAGAGCUUUAGAAAAAUACUUGGAAACAAAACGUCAUGUCUUCCCAAGAUUUUAUUUCAUAUCAAAUGACGAUUUGUUGGAGAUCCUUGGAAACUCUAAGAAACCAGAACUUAUACAACCGCAUUUAAAAAAAUUGUUUGAUAACAUCGUUAAAGUUAGCAUGGAAAAACAUAAUAUUUACACUAGAAUGGAAGCUUCUGGGAUGUACUCAGCUGAGGGAGAGUACAUACCUUGGAAUAAAGUCUUGCAUUUGGAAGGCCCAGUUGAAAUUUGGCUGAACAACAUUGAAAGUAUCAUGCGCACGACUUUAAGAGAUCAAUUGAAAAUUGUAAGACAAGCCUUAAUGAAGAAUCUUGCAAAAAGAGAUAAAUGGUUAAAAGAGAACCCAGGGCAAUUAUGCAUUACUGCAUCUCAGAUACGUUGGACAAUUGACACAACUAGAGCUCUGAUGCAUUGCAAAAUAUUGUCAAAAACUCUUCCACUUAAAAGAGUGAAAAAGCGACAGAGUCAUAUACUGUCUAAGUUUUCUGAAGCCAUCAGAACAAAUUUACCUAAGGUACAACGUUUGAAGAUCGUUGCACUUGUUACCAUUGAGAUACAUGCAAGAGACGUUAUUGACAAACUAUAUAAAAAUGACUGCAUGGAUAUGACAUCAUUUGAAUGGCUUUCUCAACUGAGAUUUUAUUGGGAUAAAGAUGUAGAUGAUUGUAUUGUUAAGCAGACAAAUACACAUUUUGUGUAUGGCUAUGAAUAUUUGGGAAAUUCUGGAAGGCUUGUAAUUACACCCCUUACUGACCGUUGUUAUAUUACUUUGACCACUGCUUUGCAUUUAUAUCGUGGAGGAAGUCCUAAAGGCCCUGCUGGGACUGGAAAAACUGAAACUGUAAAAGAUUUAGGAAAAGCGCUGGCAUAUUAUGUAAUUGUUAUCAACUGCUCAGAAGGUCUCGACUUUAAAACUAUGGGAAAAAUGUUUUCUGGAUUUGCCCAAACAGGAGCUUGGGGUUGCUUUGAUGAGUUUAACAGGAUUAAUGUUGAAGUAUUGUCUGUUGUUGCUCAACAAAUAUGGUCAAUUUUGGUUGCCCUAUCAUAUAAGAAAAAACAUUUUUCAUUCGAAGGGGCUGUCAUAAAUUUAGUGUCCACCUGUGGUAUUUUUGUUACCAUGAAUCCUGGAUAUGCUGGGCGUACAGAACUCCCAGAUAAUUUGAAAUCGAUGUUUCGCCCCAUAUCUAUGAUGGUGCCAGAUAGUAUGUUGAUAGCUGAAAUUACUCUUUUUGGUGAAGGUUUUAAGGAUACGAGACAUUUGGCAAAAAAGGUUGAUACUCUUUUCAAUCUGACCAAACGGCAACUCAGUAAACAGGAUCACUAUGAUUUUGGUCUAAGAGGAAUGGUCACUUUGCUAAGGUAUGCAGGCAGGAAACGAAGAGAGUAUCCAGAGUUUCCUGAUGAAGAGAUUGUGUUAUUGGCAAUGAAAGACAUGAAUGUAGCUAAACUUACAUCUGACGAUCUACCACUUUUCACUGCUAUUACAAAUGACUUAUUUCCUUCAGUCCGUCUGCCAGUAAUAGAAUAUGAGCAACUUCAAGCAGCAAUUAAAGAGAUAUGUCAGGCACAAAACAAACAGAUGCCAGAUGUAUUUUUAAAUAAAAUCAUCCAACUUUAUGAAACAAAAGAAUCCCGGCAUUCCGUAAUGAUUGUUGGUGCAGCUGGUGCUGCAAAAUCAACAGUUUGGAAAACACUUAGGGACAGCAUGUGUUUACUUAAGAAGAAAAAUGUGCCUGGCUUUGAGAUGGCCAGGGAGUAUGUAAUCAACCCCAAAGCUCUCAGUCUUGCAGAAUUGUAUGGAGAAUUUAAUUUAGCAACAAAUGAAUGGGCAGAUGGUGUUUUGUCAAAUAUAAUGAGAGGAGUUUGUGCUGAGGAGACACCGGAUUUAAAGUGGGUACUAUUUGACGGCCCUGUUGAUGCAGUUUGGAUUGAAAAUAUGAACAGUGUGAUGGAUGAUAACAAAGUCUUGACACUUAUAAACAGUGAUCGAAUCACUAUGCCUCCACAAGUAUCAUUAUUGUUUGAAGUGGAAGACCUUGCAGUUGCAUCACCUGCAACUGUUUCAAGAUGUGGCAUGGUCUUCAAUGACAGUAAAGACUUUUCUUGGGAACCUUUUGUUGAAUCUUGGCUGCAAAACCAACCAAAUCAACAGUAUAGAAAUUUUAUGAAGAUGCAUUUUGACCGCUAUGUUAAUACUUUAAUAAAAUUUAAGAGAACUCAUUGUACAGAAACAGUACCCAUUCCUGAUAUUUGUUCAGUAGCGACUCUUUGUAAACUUUUAGAAAUACUUGCACCGCUCGACAAAUGCUGGGAUAAAACAAAGAAAGAUUAUGAAACUCUCAGAUAUGGGACCAAAGUCUGGUUUCUAUUCUGCUUGACUUGGUCUGUGGGUGCUACAGUCAAUGAAGCAGGUAGACAAAAAAUGGAUGUUUUCUUUAGAGAAAUGGAAGGAAUAUUUCCAAUAAAAGACACAAUAUAUGAAUACUUUGUGAAUCCAGAAUAUCGAUCCAUGCAAUUAUGGGAAGAUUUAUUACCAGAACAAUGGGAUUUAGAUCCAGAGGUACCAUUUUUCAAAAUAACAGUUCCAUGUGUUGAUACCAUUCGGUACAAUUAUUUGACUUCAGCGCUAUUGACUGCUGGCCAUCCAGUUUUGAUACUAGGGGUUGUUGGUACUGGCAAGACAUCCACUGCCUUAUCUGUCUUGGAUAACUUUGAUAGAAAAACUUAUUCCAUACUUACUAUUAAUCUUUCUGCUCAGUCUUCAUCAAACACUGUACAAGAAACAGUUGAGAGUAAAUUUGAAAAGCGCACAAAGACUAUACAUGUACCAAUUGGAGGUAAAUUGAUGAUUACUUUCAUGGAUGAUUUCAAUUUGCCAGCAAAAGAGGUAUUUGGUGCACAACCACCUCUAGAGCUAAUAAGACAAUGGUUAGACUAUGGAUUUUGGUACAAUCGUAAAACACAACUUGUUACAAUCAUCAAGGACAUGACCCUGAUGGCUGCUAUGGGACCUCCUGGUGGAGGAAGAAACUCUAUAAGUAAAAGAUUAAUUUCAAAAUUCUCCAUUGUUAAUAUGACUUUCCCCACUGAUGAAGAAAUUGAAAGAAUAUAUGGUACAAUGUUGGGAAGUCAUCUCCAACAUUUCCCCGAUAAAUCUAUUAUAGCAGCACGUGAAGACAUUACCCAUAUGACGAUAGCUCUGUUCAAGAAUGUUGUUAAAAAAAUGCUUCCUACACCAACUAAAAUUCAUUAUUUGUUUAAUUUGCGAGAUAUAUCAAAAGUUUUCCAAGGUUUGUUAAGAAGUAACAAAGAUGUACAACCUACUAAAGAAGAUAUCUUACGUCUAUGGGUUCAUGAAUCUUUUAGGGUUUUCUCAGACAGACUAGUAGAUGAAAUGGACAGAAAUUGGUUUUUAGAUGAAAUAAAUGUAGUAUUAGGACAAUAUUUUGAGACCUUAUUCCACCAUUUAUGCCAUGAUAAGGCUGUACCAAUAUUUUGCGAUUUUCUGAAUACUUAUGGAUAUUAUGAGAUGGUACACGAUGUAAACAAAUUAAAAGAAUUUCUAAUAAAUCAAGUUGAUGAGUAUAAUCAAACGCAAGGCUCAGUCAAACUGGAUAUGGUGUUUUAUAGAGAAGCUAUAGAAAAUAUAUGCAGUUUAUGUCGCAUUAUAUCUCAGCCAAGAGGACAUGCAUUACUAAUCGGAAUAGGAGGAGCUGGAAGAGCUACGUUUUGCAAAGUGGCUUCAUUCCUUUGCAAUUUUAACAACUUUAAAAUUGUACUAUCGAAAAAAUAUGGAGUUGGGGAAUUUAAAGAAGAUUUAAAAAGGCUCUAUUAUAUGACUGGUGUCAAAGAUAUUCCUACUGCAUUCACAUUUAAUGAUGGCCAGGUUUACGAUGAUUCUAUCUUGGUAAUUGUUAAUAACAUAUUAAGCACAGGUGAAGUUACUAAUUUGUACAAGCCUGAAGAACUUGAUGAAAUCAAAAUAACACUGGCAGAUGAAGCUAAGAGGCGUAAUAUUAUUCCUUCAUCAGAAGGAAUUUAUGAGUUGUUACUUGAUCAUGCCAAGACUAACCUCCAUCUGUUGAUUUGUAUGAGCCCAGUUGGAGAAAAAUUUAGGACUCGCUUGAGGCAGUUUCCGUCUUUUGUGAGCUGCACCACGAUAAUGUGGCUGUUUGAUUGGCCAAAAGUUGCAUUAUUGGAAGUCGCAUACCGCUCUCUUACAGGAAUAAACUUUUCUGAGACAAUUUCAGGGAUACAACCACAGACUGAAGUGCCAGAUCCUGGUGGAAAGCCAAAACCCACACAAGAACAACUUAGACAUUCUAUUUCUUCAGUUUUUGCUACUAUUCACAUGUCUGUGUUAGAUGUUUCAAGACAAAUGCUUUCUGAAAUGAAGAGGCAUAAUUAUGUUACACCAAACAAUUAUUUAGAAUUUGUAGCUGGUUAUAAAAAAAUGCUGUCACAAAAAAGGGAAGAUAUAUCAUUGCAAGCAAACAAGCUUAGAAAUGGCUUGUCUAAAUUAGAUGAUACUCGUGUCAAAGUUCAAGAGCUUGAGGUUGAACUAGAAGAGAAAAAUGAAAAAGUAAAUCAAACGAGCAAAGAAUGCGAUGACUAUCUAGUUAUGAUUUUAAGCCAAAAGAAAGAGGCUGAUGAAGCACAAAAAUCAGUAACAGCGCGUAGCAUAAAAAUAGCUGAAGAAGAGGUUCACUGUAAGCAGCUUGCUGAAGUUGCUUUGGCUGAUCUCAAUGAAGCAUUGCCUGCUUUAGAAGAAGCCAUGAAGGCUCUUGAUGCUUUAAAUAAAAGAGAUAUUGCUGAGGUGAGAUCUUAUGGCAAACCUCCUGCAAAAGUGGAAAUGGUACUGGAAGCAGUCAUGAUUCUUAAAGGUGCUGAACCCACUUGGACAGAAGCAAAAAGACAACUGGGAGAUGUCAAUUUUCUAAAUCAGCUCAGAGAUUUUGAUAAAGAUCACAUACCUGAAAAAGUUCUGAGAAAAAUCGGGACAUAUACAAAUAAUGAAGAAUUUGUCCCUGAGAAAGUUGGGCAAGUGUCAUUUGCUGCCGAAUCCCUUGCUAAAUGGGUAAAAGCCAUUGAGCAAUAUGGAAAAAUAUACAGAGUUGUGGCACCCAAAAAGGCAAAAUUGGAAGAUGCCACUGCUAAUCUUAAAGACAAACAAAAAAAUUUAGCUGAUGCAAGGGAAAAAAUGGAACAGCUAAAUGAACUUUUAGACAAACUGCAAAAUGAAUACCAAGAUAAAGUGAAUGAAAAAGAAGAUUUGAUUAAAGAGGCUGAAGAACUUAGAAAAAAACUAGAAAGAGCAGCAGGACUUGUUGACGGUCUUGCUGGUGAACGUGGUAGGUGGGAAUCAAGUGUAAUAACUUUGGAUAUAAAAUUUAAUUUCUUGCCUGGAGAUUGCUUACUCGCAACGGCUUUUGUCUCAUACAUGGGACCUUUCCUAUCUUUUUAUAGAGAAAAACUCUUGGAUUUAUGGAUUAAUGAGAUAAAUGAAGAAGAAUUGCCAUGUUCACCUGAUUUUAAACUUACAUCGUUCAUUGGAAACGAGCCUACAAUACAUCAGUGGAACAAACAAGGCUUGCCAUCAGAUAACUUUAGCUCUGAAAAUGGAUUAAUUAUCACGAGUUGUAAUAAGUGGCCUCUUGUCAUAGACCCACAGUCUCAAGCUUGGAAAUGGAUAAAAAAUAUGGAAGCACAGAAUGGAUUAAAAAUUGUCGACUUUGGAGCACCAAUGUAUUUAAAAAUUUUAGAAACUGCCAUGAAAUAUGGAUCACCUGUGUUGAUUCAAAAUGCACAAGAGUUCAUUGAUCCAAACGUUAUCCCCCAAAUGCACAAAAUAAUUGUACAGAAAGAGGAGCACUUUUUCUUUAAAGUUGGUGAUAAAUUAAUUGAUUACAACCACGAUUUCCGAUUGUUUAUCACCACAAAAUUGAACAAUCCACAUUAUCCUCCUGAGAUUUGUACUAAAACGACAGUAGUGAAUUUUGCGAUUAAAACAGAAGGUCUUCAAGCUCAGCUUCUCGGUAUAGUCGUUAGAAAGGAAAAGCCUAAACUUGAAGAAGAUAAGGAGGCAAUGGCUGCAGAAGUAGCUGCAGGACGAAGGAUGCUAAUUGAACUAGAAGAUGAAUUAUUGAGGUUGCUUAUGGAAGCAAAAGGCUCAAUAUUAGAUGAUGAUGAGCUGUAUGAAACAUUGGAAUCAUCAAAACAAACUUCAAUUAUGAUUAAUGAACAUUUGAAAACAUCUUUAACUACUGAAGCUGCAAUUGAUGCUGCAAGAAAUAAUUACAGUCCCUGUGCAAGAAGGGCAGCCUUGUUGUUUUUUAUCCUUAAGGAUUUAUCAUUAAUUGAUCCAAUGUACCAGUUUUCUUUGGAAGCAUACAAUAACAUGUUUGUAACAGCAAUAGAGAAAAGUAAACAUUCAGAGGAUAUAGUGGAGCGUAUUAAAUAUUUGAAUGAUUAUCAUACAUACUUCAUUUAUAAGAAUACAUGUCGUGGAUUAUUUGAAAGGCACAAAUUAAUGUUCUCCUUUUUAAUAUGUUCCAAAAUUUUGGACGAACAAGGAAAAUUGAAGAAAGAACACUUUAAAUUCCUUCUACAAGGAGGUGUAGUUCUCAAUCGUGAUGCUCAAAUAUCAAACCCCUGCGAUGGUGAUAAAUGUUUAAAUAUGUUGUUAAAACAAUUCAUUGCUAAUCUUUCAUUACUUUUAGAUUGGCUACCUAGCGAAAACUGGGAUAACAUAUCAGAAUUAGACAAAAUUAGUGGUUUUCAUGGAAUAGUUAAAUCGUUUGAACAGUAUUCAAGAGAUUGGAGAGUUUGGUUCUUUUCAGCUGAGCCAGAGAACAAAAAUUUAAUUGGUGAAUGGAAUGACACAAUUUCCGACUUCCAGAAACUUCUACUUGUCAGAAGUAUAAGAGCUGACAGGCUUUCAUUCAGCAUUAUAAAUUUUAUCCAGAUGACUUUGGGUCCACCUUAUGUCGAACCACCAGUGCUUGAUAUAAACCAAGUCCUAGAGGAUUCACACUCCAAGACUCCUUUGAUUUUUGUUUUGUCCCCUGGUGUUGAUCCUUCAAGCUCUUUAACAGCAUUGGCGGAAAAAUGUAAAAUGACAAAAAAAUUUCACACUCUUUCUCUCGGUCAAGGACAGGCCCCAGUAGCCACAAAAUUAAUUGAAGAAGGAAUCAGGCUAGGAUUUUGGGUGUUUUUAGCCAAUUGUCAUCUAUCACUUUCAUGGAUGCCUGCUUUGGAUAAAUUAGUUGAACAAUUACAAAACUCAGAUCCUCAUAAAGACUUUAGGCUAUGGCUUAGUUCAAGCCCGCAUCCAGAUUUCCCACUGUCAAUUUUGCAAUCAUCUUUAAAAAUGACAACAGAACCUCCAAAAGGUGUAAAAGCAAAUAUGAAAAGGCUGUACAAUCUUAUAACUGAUGCUCAGUUUAGUGCAUGUAAAAGCCAGUCAAAGUUUAAAAGACUUCUAUUUGCUCUUGUUUUCUUCCAUGCAAUCAUAUUAGAAAGAAAGAAAUUUGGACAGCUAGGCUGGAAUGUUAUUUACAGUUUUAAUGACUCUGACUUCGAGGUUUCACACAACCUUUUGGCUAUUUAUCUUGAUGAAUAUGAAGAAACUCCAUGGGAUGCAUUGAAAUACUUGAUCGCUGGAGUUUGUUACGGAGGACAUGUAACUGAUGAAUGGGAUAGACGGCUUCUUUUAACGUACAUCAACUCAUAUUUUAAUGAUGAUGUCAUUAAUGAAGACAGCUACAGGCUGUCUCCUGUGGCCCAUUACGUGAUCCCGUUGGAUACUACACUAGGGAAUUAUCGAGAAUUUGUUAACACUCUGCCUGCUCUUGAUAAACCAGAGUUGUUCGGUCAACACCCAAAUGCUGAUAUAACAUCUUUAAUAAUUGAAUCACGUUCAUUUUGUUCUACACUUAUGACACUUCAAGUACAAGAUUCUGCAGAGGAUUCAGCCAAAGAGGAAAGAGUCCUAGCAUUAGUUAAUGAUGUAUUAACAAAACUGCCUUCGUUCAUCAAUUAUGAAUUAACUUUCCAAAAUCUUGGACACAAUAAAUCAGCUUUGAGCAUAGUUCUACUGCAAGAGAUCCAGCGAUAUAAUAUAUUAUUAGAGGACAUUAAGAUUUCUCUUGACAAGCUUCAAAAAGCAAUUAAAGGAUUUAUAGUAAUGUCAAUGGAUUUAGAAGAGAUUUUUGUCUGUAUUUAUGAGGGAAGAGUACCUAGAAGUUGGCUAAAAGCAUAUCCAUCUUUAUUUCAACUCGGUGCUUGGUCUCGUGAUUUGACACUAAGAGUUGAACAUUUUGCCAAAUGGGCUUCAACGCUGCGACAGCCAGUACUAUUUUGGCUUUCUGCAUUUAUCCACCCUACCGGAUUUUUAACUGCCGUUCUACAAACAACUGCCAGAAAAGAGUCAAAGUCUGUUGACACCCUCACAUUCGAAUUUGUCCCUCAAAAGUCAUACGAGGAAGAAAUAUUGUUCCCUCCUGAAGAUGGUGUUUAUGUAAGAGGGAUGUUUUUGGAAGGAGGAAGUUGGAAUAAAAAAGACUGCUGUUUAAUAGAACCUGUUAUAAUGGAAUUAGUUUGUCCAUUACCAGUUAUAUUAUUUAAACCUUGUGAGCAAUUAAAAAGAAAACCUAAAGGACUUUAUGAAUGUCCAGUAUAUUACUAUCCAAUAAGAUCAGGUUCCCAGCACCAAGAAUCUUAUGUUGUUACAAUAGACCUUAAAUGUGGAUCUGAGCCAAGUGAAUUUUGGGUUAAACGAGGCACUGCAAGUCUUCUCAGUCUACAAUGAUUGAUUAUAAGGAUUUUUACAUCUUCCUAUGGCAUAAAGUACAUAAAAGGAAAUCACUUAGCCCUAGAAUUAGUCGAUAUUACCAAUGCAAGCUACUAAAGAUUGCAAGUUAUGGGCCUAAAAAGAUGGUAGUACAUAGAGACAGCUCAGAAAAUAGAUGUACAUUUAAUAAAAUAGAUUUUUUUUAGAA